AUGAAGUUGAUAAUUUUACUGUUUGUCUGUGCGUCUGUGCUGGGCUCGGAGUGUCCGAAUGUAAGGACCAGAAUUGGUUCCAUCAGGAAACGGAGGCAUCUGACUUUUCCGGAUGGAUCUACGUUGGUGUUGACAGUAUCUACAGCCAAGACGUUCCUUACACAUAUACCUUCCGGAUGGAAUUUAGUGAUGGAGCUGGAUCUGAUUUUCAACCUGCCAGGACCAAAUUUCACUGUAGCACAUGCUAGAAGAAAACUGCACCAUCGGCAGAAGAGACAGAUUUGGGAGCAGUUACAAAAAUCUAUUGAUUACUACAAUCUAAACGGACGAGCGUGUGUGUUAAGAAGCAUUUGCGAGGCUAAAAGCUAUUUGGCUCCCCCCGGUCGGUCCCUGGUUCAUGAUAUAUUGAGAUCAAUAUUCACGGCGCCAACACAUGAAGGUGACUUCAGGGAAGAAAUAAAAGACGUCUACGAAGAUAUUCUAGAUCCCAGCUACUGUAAGCAGAUGAACGAUUGUCCGUUCUCGCUGUUAAGUUUCAUAUUAUUCAUAAAUAAACAAAGGAAUUGA
Molecule: messenger RNA, 567 nt
Organism: Aricia agestis (brown argus)
Lineage: Eukaryota; Metazoa; Arthropoda; Insecta; Lepidoptera; Lycaenidae
Exons: 4
Coding region: 1-567 (188 amino acids)
Source: RefSeq, a predicted model, not a curated record